Messenger RNA from Scomber japonicus (chub mackerel), 4577 nucleotides. RefSeq names its product layilin a (gene layna). The record is from RefSeq and is a predicted model, not a curated record. Gene Ontology annotation, molecular function: hyaluronic acid binding. The coding region runs from base 2888 to 4360 and encodes 490 amino acids. NCBI's taxonomy places the organism in Eukaryota, Metazoa, Chordata, Actinopteri, Scombriformes, Scombridae. The transcript has 8 exons.
CAAAUGAAACACAGUUCACAAAUUUGACAAACAAACAAAUCAACCUGCUAUCAGCUUCCGUAAAUGACAAAAUGACAAACACCCACUGAUGUCACAAUUCUCUUGAGUGUGGAAAAGACUCAAUAUGAGAAGCAGUCCUGAGAGAAGAGGGCAGCUGCUCCACUGCUGGCUUUGCUUACAGGUCAAGAUCUUGUCAUAUAACCAAUGACAGCAUGAAGUGAGAAAUAUUUAUAUGUAACAUUUGCUAAUAAAAUGAAUCAAAUAAUGCAGACCUAUGCAUUAUUAAGCUGUAAAUUCUCUGCUCUAUUAGAGCGCUGUUUUAAAAAGAAAUUACAUUGUUUAUACAUUGACAAUCACAGAUUAUUAAUUUACUUUUCUCAUGCUUUCUCUAAAACUGCAUUAAAAAAAGAAUGACUAAAUUGAUUACUACAUCACUUUAAAGGUUUCAUCAAAACUCUUUUAUGGCUGCUCAGCCCUGCUGAUAGAGCAUCCAGCUCCCCCCCAGGUCAGUGAAUCAGGGCCCUCUUCCAGUUCUCUGUGCAGGCCUACGCAAUGCGGACACUCAGGCUGGCAGCUUGCCAUCUCAGAUCAGUCACAUUUCAUUUAGUGGGGGAUUAAGUUCUUUUUUCGUGGAGUAAUUAAGUUUUUUCUUUUUCUUUUUGGCUUUCAGAUGGAAAUCAACUGAGUUUGUCAUUCAUUGCUGUGUUUUUACAGUCCACAAACAAGCGAGGCUAUUGCAUUACAAAUGAUUUGUUGUGGUCAAAGGAAGUUUAUGGCUUCAAAUCAUGUUUAACUAUGAUCUGUUGACCAUUACGCUGUCGGGGCUCGCCUCAGUGAAAAUGUACAUUUAGCAAUUCUCUUUAUUAAUGUAUAUUGGCUAAAUGUCCAACAUCAAAGUGCAGUGGUGAAUUUUCAAAAUCCAUGUUAGGUUUCUCUGACAUGGUGAACCCUCCACCGAGUUUGUGAGGGAGUAUCUGCGUGGGUGCGUUUGAUCAGUGAUGUACACGCUUCCCGUGGGAGCAUUCAUCUGGUUUCCCUUUAACUAAUUGGGGAAGAUGGAGGAGGUCAGUGGGAUGAGAGGAGGAGGAGGAGGCGUAGAUGGAGGAAGACAGGCUGUGUGAGAGGAGGGAUGAAUAGGAGAGGGUUAAUUGAAUGAAACCCUCUUCUGGUCUCAGAUGCCAUAAACAAGGAGGGAUUUUAAAAUUCCUUAUUCAAUCCCUCUGGAGAACUUUGUUACUUCUCUGUCAUCUCUUUUAUUGUUCAGAGCACCACCUGCUCACCCCAACAUCCUGUACUUCACCUUCAUUUUAAAUAGAGCUGAAACAUUUUGGUUGAAAUCAAUCUCUUAGACCUAAACUGAUUAGCAGUGUUUGGAUAGAGCGGCAUGCAUGCAGACAGGGCAGCCCCCCUUCAAACCCUCCGCCCACCCGCGCUCCCUUAUUCAACACUAGCACACACAGCAUAUUCUUGAUGAAGCAUCCUGCUGUUCAAACUCCGACUGAUCUGUCUCUCUGUGAGCCCUAAAUCAACCUUAUGGGCCAUUUUAGAAAUUAACACCAUUAAGAACUGCAUACAUACACUUUUACACCCAUUUAUGCUCAGAAAAGCAUGAGCACAUGCACCCAUGUCUUCUGAUGAUCCUAAAGCUUGAAUCAUAAAAUCAUAACGAUGGCAGAGGAAAUCUCCUUUAACUGUAAUGUUAAAUAUUCCUCAGAAUAACUUAACUAAUAAUAAUAAACUUUUGUGCUUUCAGGUACAAAAUUAUGUAUUUUUAAGUUAAAGGAAUACUCUGUAAUUUUCGUCGGCAUAAUUGGCUUAAUUAACGAAAUUUAGAUGUCAAGAUCAAUAACACUCUCCUGUUUGCACAGUUAAUAUAGAGCUACACCAGAAGCUUUAGCUUAGCUUAGCACAAAGGCUGGAAACUGCAGACUGCAGCUAAAUGUUUGACCUGUAGACAAUAAAACCUUUCUUAUUCUGAUUUAUGGAUUCCUACAUAAAGACAACAUUUUCUGUCAAAGUUAGGAAGAGUUUGGUUAUUUUGCAAGAGAGAUUUUCUGCAUUGUGCUUUUUCUCUGCGCUUUUCUCGCUUGCGUGAAGUGGGCAGGGCUCAGUUGGAAAUAGAUGAUGUCAUCCAUUUCCUUGCACCAAUUAGGGUCCAGCAACAUUUCACUCAAAACAUGAUGACUGUUGUGGUCUUUUUGUCUUGCUUGUGUUGCUUAAAUCACACUCCUGAUGAAGAUUAGCUGACGUAUUUUUUUUGUGUAACAAUCGUAAUAAAUAACAACUAUGGAUUUUUAUUCCUGAACUUUAUUUUUUAUUGUUGCUUACUUUAUCUAAAAUAUAUUUCAAGAAAUGUACACUUUACACUGUCCCUCUUCCUGGAGAUGUAUAUAUCUAUAUAUAUGUAUGUAUGAUAUCCCUAAUCGAGUUAGGGGAUAUCAUUUUCAUGUAACACUUUUGUAAUGAUAAUAUCCAAAGCUUAAGUAAUAAAGGAAGGAGUGAAAUCUGCCUCCUGUCAGCGUUUACAAUGAGAAGCACUUGCAUGAUUAGAUGUCUUGCGAUCGAUGCAGCUUCUUCUCCCAAUCAUUAAGACUGCUCUUAACAGAUUACAACCCCCUCCCAAACACGCACAGUCUUCUCUCCCCCUCUUCUUGCUCCUCCUUCUGUCUCACAUGCACGCUCUUUCAGCCUUGAACACACGGAAUAGGAGACUUGCCUCUCUAUUUUUGUUUUUGUGCAUUUUCUUACACCUGAAGCUUUUUCAGUUCUGGAUGAAACUGAUUAGUUGAACCUAACCUCCACUGACGGCCAGAUGAACAGACAGCGGAAUGAUAAAAGCUAAACUAAAAUACAAGAGGUGGUGGUGAACGUACAGUAACUGGCAGAGAUGGACCUGCAUACAAUCUUCUGCUUUUACCUCCUGCUUUUAUGUUUUGAUCUUUCAGGAGCUGCGAGCCUCAUUACAGCGGAUAUAUUUGAAGCCAGGGGUCAACGUGUGUGUAAGGCAGGAAAAGGGAGGCCGUGUUACAAGCUGGCCUACUUCUCUGAGUUCCGGCGCCGGCUGAACUUUGUGGAGGCCGAGCUCGCCUGCCAGAGGGAUGGAGGGCAGCUGCUGAGCGUGGAUUCGCCAUCGGAGCAGAAGAUUGUAGAGCAGCUUAUUACAGAGCUACGCCCAACUGAUGGAGACUUCUGGAUCGGGCUCCGCCGUAACCAUGGAGAUGGUGACAGCAGCAGUGACUGCUCCUCACAGUACUACUGGCUGGAUGGCAGCAAGUCUACAUUUAGGAAGUGGCACAUAGAUGAGCCAUCAUGCGGUUAUGAGGUAUGUGUGGUGAUGUACCACCAACCAUCUGCUCCCCCUGGUCAGGGAGGGCCCUACAUGUUCCAGUGGAAUGAUGACAACUGCGAAACCAAGAACAACUUCAUCUGCAAAUACACUGCAGAGUAUCCAGUGGAUCCUUCUCCUUCCCCGAACACCACACAAACAGACAUCAUCCCCUCAUCUGUGCUGCCGUGGCAUCCAAGUGACCACAACCAAGACAGAAGUACAGCUCUGAAUUUGGUUUACAUCUUCAUUCCCACCAUUCCUCUGUUACUGCUGUUACUGACAGUGAUCGGAGUCUGUUGCUUUAAACUGCUUGUCAGACGAAGGAGCAAAGAGCAGAAAUCAGAAGUAUGCCAGACAGACCCAGGUCUCUGCCCCAGCCCAAUUCCAACCGAUGUCUACAAUGUCAUUCGCUCCCAGAAGGACGAUGACCUGGUUUCCACUCGGCCGCAAACCAAAAACACCUCUUUUGUAUGCUCCUCCCCUGACACACCAACAGGUGAUUAUGACAACCUGGGCGGCCGGGACACAGAGAGCGGCUUUGUGACACUUGCCAGCACAGAGAGCUGCUUCCUCAACUUUGACCUCAAUGACCUCAGCCUCGGGCGUCGUGCCACCCGCGACUUCUACGACACCAGCUUAGGCCGGUCAGGAAAGAGGGACUUGAAUGACAGCAGUCUGGGUCGCUCUGGCCACAGAGAGUUUUAUGACAGGAGUCUUGGUCGUCGCACAACAAAGAGUGAACAUUACGGCAGCAGUGUGUAUGGAGACCAUGGAUUGUAUGAUGGCAGUAUCAGAGGAGGGAGUGACCUUUAUGACCCCAAACUGAGGCCUGGAGGUCACACAAUAAAGGCUGACCUUUAUCAGACAUACAUCACCAAUGGCAAGGAGGACACUUACCAAACCAGCCUGGGAACGUACGGAAACCGCAAAUCCUACCAAUCAAAUCUGGAUUACUACAGAAAUGGCCUGACUCUUGACAGCGGAAAGAGAUACUUCAAUGAACAAGAAUGGAUCAACAGAGAAAACUACUGAUCCUCCCGAUGGUUCCUCAAGUGUGUGUACAGCAGCGUGUGUCAUUGUGGAUGAGGACGAGGGAAUGGUAAACACUGUGCAUGUGUUUGGUUGUAAUUGUGCAGUAUGUUUCUGAAGCCAUUUAAGGUCAUGAAAAUCAAAUUCAAAUGAAACCUGUAGUCCAUUACUGAACUAUACUCUGGGUUGUAGUUAUUUUAUAGUAAUAUAAACCAUAUAA